Drosophila hydei is the source of this 2855-nucleotide messenger RNA. RefSeq names its product organic cation transporter protein. The record is from RefSeq and is a predicted model, not a curated record. The coding region runs from base 793 to 2421 and encodes 542 amino acids. Gene Ontology annotation, biological process: transmembrane transport. Gene Ontology annotation, cellular component: membrane. The transcript is spliced from 5 exons. Lineage: Eukaryota; Metazoa; Arthropoda; Insecta; Diptera; Drosophilidae. Gene Ontology annotation, molecular function: transmembrane transporter activity.
ACGUAAUCAUUUCUUACUCACAUGCUGAUUCGAUAAGUCAGCUCAGUCAUAGCUGCGACGUAACACAGCUUAAAUAAUAUAGCACAAAAAAACUCAAUCUAUCAAGUGCACCUAAUUGUAAAAAGUGGCAAGUGGAUGAGUGUCAACAAAGUUUAAAGCUUACAGUAAUUGGCUAACAACUCAAGAAAAGUAUCUAAUUAAAUCCUCUCCCUUGCACGAUCAGCAAAACAUUUUAAUAUAUGCUUUCGACUAAAUGAAAGUGUCAUAAAUAAAAAAAGGGAUUUUAAUGUUCUGUGUAAACGUAAAAUAUUCAACAUCCUAAGAGCCAAACACCAAACUCUGUUUAAUUGCUUCAUUUUUCACUUUCAUACAACCUACGAUCAGUUGGCAUAUAAAAGGGACUGUAACCGUGACUGUGAAUAAUAAGUGAUCAUGAAAGCCGUUGGAACGGUUGCAAGACUACCUUAAGGCUUCCAAAAUUUGUACACUCAGUAAAAUCCGUCAAACUAACAUUAUGAAAUUUUUGUAUUUUUUGCUUCUACAAAGAUGAGUCAUUCGACGUUUUAAGAACGCUAAUUGCCUGUACUAAUUAAGAAAACAUAGCGCCACGUCGCUUAAGGCAAACUGUAUUAAGAUGUAAGGCACGUUUUACAAGUGUUGUGAUACAGUUGGGCCAUUGGCUUGUCAGAAAUAAGUUCAGAGAAGAAAAGUCCUGCAUAUAGAGUGCGCUGGAAUACUUUAAAUAACAACUGAAUGUGACAGCAGCUUGCAGUAAGCGAAAACGACAACAAAAUGAUUGAAGUGGAUAAAAUGCUGGAAAAAUGUGGCGACUUUGGUCGACUGCAGUGGAUCAUGCUGUUACUGUUCAGCCUCCUAAAUGUACUUUCGGCCUUGCAUUACUAUUCCCAGACGAUCAUCAGCUUUGUGCCCAAGUAUUGGUGUGCAGAUGGCUUGGACCCGUUAGCGCCGGUACCAAACGUAUCCAGCUGCAGCCCGCUGGACAUCAAUGCGAACCACUCAGCUAUCUGCCACAGCUAUCGUUAUGAGCCCUAUAUGGGCUAUCAAAGUUUCAGCAACGAAAUGCACUGGAUCUGCCGGAAGGCCUGGAUGCUCAGCCUGGGCCAGUCCAUGUUCUUUGUGGGCUCCGUGAUUGGCACCUUAGUUCUGGGCUUCCUUGCGGACAUCAUGGGUCGCGUGCCCAUGCUAGUUCUGUCCAAUAUCCUUGGCAUGAUGGGGAACGUGUUGACAAUUUUCAGCAAGAACCUGACGCUCUUCUGCAUAUUCCGUCUGAUUGCUGGCUUGGCCACCGACGCAAACUUUCUGAUGAUGUACAUUUUAGUUAUGGAAUACAUGCGACCAUCUUUGCGCACUGUGGGCCUGACCAUCUGCAUCGGCGUCUUCUACUGCUUGGGCUCCAUGGGCGUGCCCUGGAUUGCAGUGUUUAUGGGCAAUUGGCGUGGCUUCCUACUUGCCAUCUCGCUGCCGUGCUGCUUGGUGCCGUUCUUCUAUUUCAUUGUGCCGGAGAGCGUCCAGUGGCUGAUCUCGAAGCACAAAUAUGACAAGGCCGUGGCCUGUUUGAAACGAGUUGCCAAAAUCAAUCGCCGUCAAAUCGACGAUAGUGCCUAUGCACAGUUCAUCGAGGAUUGCAAAGUAAGUCAGAAAAAUAUGCAGACAUCGAAGCCGAAUAUUUUGGGACUCUUCAAAACGCCACGACUACGCCGCAACACGCUGAUACUCUUCUUCAAAUCCAUGGUCAUUACCCUGUGCUACGACGCCGUAUCUCGCAACGUUCAAGGCCUUGGCAUUUCGCCAUUUAUGAUGUUCACACUGAGCGCUUCCUCAAUUCUGCCCGCCUGCCUGAUGAUCAUUGCGCUGCAAGAUCGCAUCGGACGCAAGGCAAUGACUUCCAUAUCGCUGCUCCUCAGUGGCAUUUUCAUUUCGGUGUCGGGCUUUAUUCUCUAUACCGGUUCUACCGCCAACAAUCAAACGACCACUGUGCUGGUGACGCUAUCAAUGAUUGGACGCUUUGGAGUCACGAUGGCCUAUAAUUCGGGCGCCCAGUAUGCCACGGAGCUGAUUCCCACCUGUGUGCGAGGCCAAGGCGUGGGCGCAGUGCAUGUCAUGGGCUAUGCGUUCACAUUCUUCAGUGUGUACAUAUUGGACACGCGUAGAGUUUUCUCGCCGCUGCCGGAAAUCAUUCUGGGCGUAAUCUCGUUGGUGGGCGCUUGCCUGACCCUAUUGCUGCCGGAGACUCUAAAUCGCACGCUGCCCAUCAGCCUGGAGGACGGUGAGCAGUUCGGCAUCAGCGACCACUGGUACACAUUCAGCUGCUUGAAGAAACGCACGCAGUCGGUGGCAGCACUUGCGCCGCAACGAGGCAUGUCGUUGUCCAAGUCCACUGAUUCGUCAGACUACUUUUAGGCCAGAGCACGAUAUCUACGCGUAUGUUAGGCAUAAGCAUACUUUUAGGCCGACAUUUAUUGUGGUGAAUUUAGUAUUUUAAGUGCAAGUUGGUGCGCAGCGACUUAGGUUAGAACAACGAAAGCCUUUCCCACAAAAUGUGGCACUGUUCAUUCACAAUCGCAAGCCUCUUGCUUGGGAUUGGGAUUGAAUGGAUGGGUGAAGGGCACUAUUGAGCCAAGUCAGUGAUAUGUAUUGGCUUUGUAAUUAAUUCGAUCAUUUCAAUUUUCUUUUUCCAUCUUGUCUUAUUUUAUAUCUUAUAUCUUCUGAUAUAUAUCAGUAUAUAUAUAUGUGUAUAUAUCAGUUUAUAUAUCAGUAUAUAAGGUCAUGCAGCAGGCUCAUCUGUCAGUAAGAAUAUAAUCGAUUGAUAGCAAUUAAGACUUACACACUCCAGU